UGGUGGAUGCAUUAGGGAAAUUGGUCCUGGCUGCCUGAGACGGCAUACUGUACUGAAGUAAUUACAGUUGCUGGAGGAAUUCUGAGGCCAGUGUGUGUGUGUGUGUGUGUGUGUGUGUGUGUGUGUGUGUAUGCAUGCGUGUCCGGAAUAUUCUGCCGCAGAGGGUCCAUGCCCCGCCCUUCCAUCUCCCCCAGCAAAGCGGCUGCCAAUGGGAUAGGGCUGGGGUUUUAUUGAUGAGAUGGAUGAGGAGGGAGAUAGGGAUAGAGAGACAGAUGGGGCUUCUGUCCAGGCCAUGGCAGUGCUGGGGAGCCUGCGCUCAGGGAUGUCGCCAGCGUGGCCAGCUUCCACUGAUUAGCAGCCACAGGAGGCCCAGCGCCAAUGAUGAUGGUGAUGCACGCCCACAGAGGAUCUGAGCUCGGCUGAGGCAUCUCAAGAGACAUCCACCUGCAGGAUGGGACUCACCUGCUUCAAGUCCUGGAAGUACAACAGUGGAGCACAGAAAGGAGGAAACAGGGAUGUACUGGUUAGUCCUGGCUCAUAUUUCUUCCUGUCAAACAGCUGUGGUCAGGGGGAGGAAUGGUUGAAGAGCCUAAAUAAGGGCAUCUGGAUACCUUUUACAGGUGUAUUUGGUCAAAGGUUGGAGGAGACAGUCCUGUAUGAGAGGAGGUAUGGGGAUCACAUGGCUCCUUUGGUGGUGGAGCAGUGUGUUGAUUUCAUCCGAGAGCAGGGGCUCACUGAAGUGGGACUCUUCAGGCAACCCGGCCAGGCCACCCUGGUUAAAGAGCUACAGGAAGCUUUUGAUGCUGGGGAGAAACCAUCUUUUGACAGCAGCACAGAUGUCCACACAGUAGCAUCUUUGCUAAAGCUAUACCUCAGGGAGCUGCCUGAACCUUUGGUGCCAUUUUCCCGCUAUGAAGAGUUUCUUGUAUGUGGCAAAAGAAUCUCCUCAGACAGAGAAAAGGGUUUGGAAGACUUGAGGAGUCUCCUUUAUGAGCUACCUGUAGCAAACUUCAACCUCCUGAAAUACAUCUGCCAAUUCUUAAAUGAUGUGCAGUCAUACUCCAAUGUCAACAAGAUGAGUAUCCAGAACUUGGCAACUGUUUUUGGGCCAAAUAUCCUAAGGCCUAAAGCUGAGGACCCAGAAAGUAUCAUUGGAGGGGCAGCAGUUGUGCAACAUCUAAUGUCUGAACUGAUCCGUGAGCACAGCUUGCUCUUCUCCCGAGAGAACUGCAACCCUCCUGAAACAUCUUUACAAGCCACCCUCCCCAUACAAAGACACAGUAACCUUGUGGAAUGGGUGCACGAACCACCUGCCCACCUGAGGGAACCUCUGUUGAGCAAAGAUCACAUGGUCCUUCCAGAUCAGACUGUAGCCUGUCCACAUAAACACUCUCUACCGUUAAACACAAAGAGGAGAGGGUCUUUUCAAAGCCCUUGUGACAAAAACAUUACCCAUUCAUCAGAGACAGAGCAACAAUUUCAAGAGAACUCUUCACCAACCAGCUCUGCUCUGAUUUAUGACAACUACAGUCAGAACAGCCCAGCACAAGAAUCUCUCCAUACAAGACAUGUACCUACACCCUCCACCCCACUACCUGCCUGCUCUUCUUUGAGCAAAGAACUGGAAGCUGGAGUUCAAAUAUGUAUGCAGUCAAGGAGCUGGCCUGACAUGGAAGAACCCAGCUGGGGACCAGAAAAAGCGCUAGGGGAAAGUGGCGGCAGCAGUGAAGCCCAGGAUAGUACCUUAUCGGUCUAUGACAACAUAGUUACUGAGGAGCAGGGGGAGCAAUAUAUAGAAGACAGGGAGGCCAAAGGUACUGCCAGUGUGGCUGAGAGCAGCAGCUCUUGGUCCUCCUGUGAGAUCGUGCCUUUGGAUGGGGGCAGUGGGAGCGGUGGAGCUGCAAGCCCUUGCAAUGUCUCCUCAGAACAAUUCUCCUCAUUCAGAAUGGACUCUAGAGAGGAAGAGCUUCGUCCUAACUCCCCUGCCUCAUCCUCUGCUCCUACAGAUGCGCCUUUAAGCACCGGCAGCAGUGAAGUCUUUUUACCAAAUGCUCCCCAAGAGCCCCUGGGCUUUCCAGCUUCCCAUGCAAUGCAGUGCCUUGUUGCAGGGCUUCGUCAACAGAUGACCAGGCAAAAGGCAGAGUAUGAUGCAAAAAUCAACAGGCUGGAGCAGAGGAACAAGUUACUUCAGGGGGAAGUUGCAGGGCUGCACUCAACUCUGGAGCAGCAGCGGCGCUGGGUCAGUGUGGCUGAGAUCAAGAUGAGAAAUGUAGAGCGAGCCCGUGCAGACGCCGAUAGACGGAACACCACUCUGCAACAGGAAAUGGAGCAGUUCUUCGAAACAUUUGGCGAGCUUAACUCAGAGGCCCGGAAAACCAGUCGCAUUGUUCAGAGUUUUUGAAACAUUCGUGUGCUGUGCUACAAGACCAACCUUAGUAGCAUAUUAAGGUUUCAUGGUUUUAAAGCAGUGUUUUUCAACUCUGGUCAUGGAGUUACCCCCAGUAGCAUACAUUUUUGAUGUCUUUCUUAUAUGAUACCCCCAUUCCAAGUCUGGGUGUUUCUACCAACAAACGGAGUUGAAUUAGGAAGACAUAAAACAUGUUCAGUGUUACAAGUACUCCAAGUCCAGGGUUGGGAAACAGCUAUAUUAAAGUAAUAACUGCU
Molecule: messenger RNA, 2664 nt
Organism: Sinocyclocheilus rhinocerous
Lineage: Eukaryota; Metazoa; Chordata; Actinopteri; Cypriniformes; Cyprinidae
Product: rho GTPase-activating protein 24-like
Exons: 8
Coding region: 452-2401 (649 amino acids)
Biological process (GO): signal transduction; wound healing, spreading of epidermal cells; activation of GTPase activity
Cellular component (GO): focal adhesion
Molecular function (GO): GTPase activator activity
Source: RefSeq, a predicted model, not a curated record